Messenger RNA from Thamnophis sirtalis, 909 nucleotides. NCBI's taxonomy places the organism in Eukaryota, Metazoa, Chordata, Lepidosauria, Squamata, Natricidae. The record is from RefSeq and is a predicted model, not a curated record.
GUUUGUGCGGCGAUCUGCGUGGCGAUCUUUUCCCUCGGCGGCUGCUUGCUGCUCUUCUUCGGCUCUUCCUCCCGUCCCCUCCCUUCAACUCCGCCUGGGCCGCGGCAAGUUUCCCCGUCCCAACCAGCCGGGCCAGUUCUGCCACCCCCACCGCCUGCCAGACAUGACACAAGAAUACGACAACAAAAGGCCUGUCUUGGUUCUUCAGAAUGAAACCCUCUAUUCCCAAAGGCGACCAUACACUAGUGAGGAUGAAGCCUGGAAGUCCUUUCUUGAAAACCCCCUUACAGCAGCUACCAAAGCUAUGAUGAGCAUCAACGGGGACGAGGACAGCGCAGCGGCAUUGGGCCUCUUGUACGACUACUACAAGGUUCCCCGGGAAAGGAAAGCUUCUACGGUGAAACCAGAUGUAGACCACUCUGAUCAAGAUCAUGGGAAAAGGAACAGUAUGCCCAACCUGAUGGAACAGUCACUUAUUUCUGCUGGGGAGAACAGAGUUCAGGUCUUGAAGAACAUGCCUUUGAAUAUUGUCCUUCCGCACAGUUCCCAAAUGGGCAUGGACAAGAGGGGCCAUCUGACAACGCCAGAUACUACAGUCACCGUCUCCAUUGCAUCCAUGCCCACCCAUUCAAUCAAGACAGAAACUCAGCCGCACAAUUUUACCGUGGGCAUGCCUCCAAACGUCUAUCACCCGGAAGCGCCGGAGAGGGUGGUGGCUUUAGACCGGAGCCUCAACACUGACCAAUUCAGCACCAACAGCCAGCCUCAAAAUUCCCAGCGACGUACUCCUGAUUCCACCUUCUCCGAGUCUUUCAAAGAAGAUGUGCCAGAGGUUUUUUUCCCUUCCGAACUGAAUCUUCGGAUGGCCAAUGUCAAUUCUGAAGACUAUGUCUUUGAAAGCAUUACUGG